This is a messenger RNA of Phragmites australis (common reed), 1863 nucleotides long. Its product is annotated as plastid-lipid-associated protein 6, chloroplastic-like. Lineage: Eukaryota; Viridiplantae; Streptophyta; Magnoliopsida; Poales; Poaceae. The coding region runs from base 859 to 1695 and encodes 278 amino acids. The transcript has 5 exons. The record is from RefSeq and is a predicted model, not a curated record.
CUCACAGGCACAGCGGGUCAGAUACUCACGAAGUAAAAGGUCAGACAUGAGUUUUAUAAUAUAUCCAUAGGUAUCCACUGGUAUACCUAUUAACACUGUUGGCCCAAAACUCAUCAAGCCGGCCCAUGAAUCUAACCUUAGCUUUGCUUUCCUUCAAUCCAGCCCAUGGGGACCCCUCCUCUUCCCCCCACCGAGUUGGACAAUGUAGCCACAUUGCCUAUCAUUCUCUCCUCCCAUGGUACAACUACAAAUAAGGUCUUAAAUGUGCUGUCCAAGGCACUGCCAUGGCUAGAUCAGCUGUCUUCACUGCUGAGGAGGUUGUGGCUACCGUUGCCUUCACCAUGGAGGUUGAAGCCACCGUCUCCACCAUCAAGGAGGCCAUGGCCGCUGCUACCAUCUCUGCCACCGAGGAGGUUGUGGCCACUAUCGUUGUCAUGAACUCAUGAUGGAGGGCAUGGCCAUGGCUAGAUCCACGACUCGCCUUGCUGCCAUGGCUUAGGAUCCACCGCCCAUGGCUAGAUCUGUGCCUCUCCUACAACACCAUGGCCACCACCAUCCUCCUCAAGUUCAGCACUGCAUCUUCCCCCAUGCCUCAACUAUGGCAACAACAGAUCCAUGAAGAUGACCCGACUCGCCGCCCACCACAAAAAAUUUCCACCGCGCGGAGUAUCUCCACUGUUUUUUCUCGUCUCUUCUCCUUCAGGAAAGCCAUGGAAAACUUCUAGGCACUUCUUGCAAGCUGCGCCGCUCUGAUCGAAGGUUAAAUUCCGAGGCCAUUGCUUUGCUGGUUUCGCUUGCGUUUGCUUUGCUUUGCUUUGCUUUGCUCUGCACGGUGAGCUAGGUAGGUGCCCCAUUGAUAUGGCCAUGGCUGCGCCGUGCUCGUCGUCUUGCUAUGCCGGCGCCACGACGAGUCCUCCGCUUGUGGUUCGUCCUGCGGGCGUCAGGAGCGAGAAGCUAUGGUGGGCAGCUGGCAGCAGCGGGAGGAGCUGUAGGCAGCAGCAGGGGAGGAAGAGGCAGCAGCUGUCCGUCUGCGCCACGGCGGCGCCGCCGCCGCCCGUGGCGGGAGCCGGCACCGACGCCGACGCCGUGGCUUCGCUCAAGAUCAAGCUGUUGAGCGCGGUGUCCGGGCUCAACCGGGGCCUGUCGGCGAGCCAGGAGGACCUGGACCGGGCGGACGCGGCGGCGAGGGAGCUCGAGGCGGCGGCGGGUGGGCCUGUGGACCUGAGCAGGGAUCUCGACAAGCUGCAGGGGCGGUGGAGGCUGGUCUAUAGCAGCGCGUUCUCGUCGCGGACGCUCGGCGGCAGCCGCCCCGGCCCGCCCACCGGCCGCCUCCUCCCCAUCACUCUCGGCCUGGUGUUCCAGAGGAUCGACGUGGUCAGCAGGGACUUCGACAACAUCGUGGAGCUCGAGCUCGGCGCGCCAUGGCCACUGCCGCCGGUCGAGGCGACGGCGACGCUGGCGCACAAAUUCGAGCUCAUCGGGGCCUCGGGGAUUAAGAUCACGUUCGAGAAGACGACGGUGAGGACCAAGGGGAGCCUGUCCCAGCUGCCGCCGCUGGAGGUGCCCCGCAUCCCCGACAGCCUCCGGCCGCCGUCCAACACCGGGAGCGGCGAGUUCGAGGUGACCUACCUCGACGACGACACCCGCAUCACCCGCGGGGACAGGGGGGAGCUCAGAGUGUUCGUCAUCUCGUGAGCUCCGAUGGCAGGCACGGCCACACACUUGUAGUCUUCUGCCAUUCCACGAUCCUUCCUACAUGUUCGUGCUUCCAUUUCGCCUCUGACUAUCAUGUAGUCCGGAAUUCUGAAUUCUGCCAACAUGUGAUUCUGUAAAUCUUUAUAGAGUUGGAGUUGUUUGAAAUUA